AUGUCUCUGCAGCAGCUGCUGCUGCAGAGCACCCUGCCGAGUGCCCCCUCCACCACACGGGCGGUUCCCACCCCUCUCUCUGCCUUUGGUGACGCCCUUGCGUACGGCAGCGGAAACCGUGUGGUGGUUCGCGAAGUGCGUGAGCCGGGGGCUGUGAUCCUCGGCGGGAGACACACGUCCCCGGUUACGGCGGUGCGAAUCAGCCCGUCUGGGAAGUUGGUGGCAUCUGGGGACCAGAACGGAAACGUUCUGGUGUGGGCCCGCCAGCCCGACUCCCGGGAGGUGCUGAACACGAAGCAGCUGCAAGGCCCCGUGCGGGACAUUGCGUGGACGCACGACGAGGAGAGGGUGGUGCUGGUGGGCGAUGGGAAAAGCCACUUUGCGACCGUACUCAGCCUCACAGGUAACACGAUUGGGACCAUCAACGGUCACACGCAAAACAUUGUCUCUUGUGACAUGCGUGGAGAACGUCCCUACCGCAUUGUGACAGGAGGCGCCGACGCCCUUGUGGGGUUUUAUGAAGGUGUCCCCUUUAAGUUCAAGUGCAAUGUGCAGGGUCAUAAGGACAAGGUGACCUGUGUGCGGUACAGUCCGGACAUGGAGACGAUCGCAACAGUUUCGAGGUCGCCUGAGAUCGUCCUUCUUGAUGGUAAGACGGCAGAACUAAAGGGAUCUAUUGCAACGGGGCACACGGGUACAAUCUACUCUGUUGCAUGGAGCCCGGACGGAAGUAAACUUGCUACAGCCAGUGCUGACAAGAGCGUCAAAAUUUUUGACGUCGCCACUGGCGUGAUGAUAAGCUCUUGCGUCUUUGGAGCCGAUGUCAUGAGUAUGCAACAGGGAGUAGCGUAUACCCCACAGGGUGUAUUCUCGAUAUCCCUUGGUGGCGAACUGGCAUUAAUUGGCGAAGACGGGAAGAUCAAAGGUGCGUUAUUGGGCCACCAGGGACGCAUACUGCUUUUGCAUUUGCUUUCGAAUGGAACCAUAGUUUCUGUCGGCGUUGAUCGGGCUCUGAUGUGGAGAAAUACCAAUAAUUCUCUCUCAAACGCGCGCAAAGUAGCUAUCGCUUCUAAUGUCAUCACUGCCGCGGCCUGUUGUGGGGACUAUUUGUAUCUGGUGUCUGGUGCCGACCUGCUGCGCUGUGCCUUGCCCGACACCGAACCGACCCUUCUCUCAAGAGAAGCGGCGAACGUUACCGCACUGGCCAUCACGGAAGAUAAACAUGCGGUGCUGCUGUCAAAAAAUGGAUUUGUUGUUCUUGAUGCAUCUGGGCGCAAGGUUGCGGAGGAGAAACUGGACAAGUUUGACGGCACCAGCGCGGCGUCCCACGGUGACAUGGUCGUGCUGGGCGGUGAUGCUUUGGUGAAGGGAUAUCGGGUCAAGGCAGGUGAAUCGCCGGAGGCGGGCGUGCAGUUUGCUGGGCACCAUGCAGGUGUGGUUGCCUGCGUGGCCUUCGCAAAGGACGGACAGCGUGUUGCCUCGGGGGAUGCCACGAGAAACAUUUUUGUCUGGUCGCCCGUUGAUGGCAGUGUGCUUUAUCGGGACCUGGUGUUUCACACCCUGCGUGUGACGUCACUGGCCUUCGCGCCCCACAGCAGCGCACGGCUCCUUUCCGGCAGCAUGGACGCCUCGCUUAUCGUGUGGGACCUCGACAAGAGGACGCGCAAAACAGAGGACGCGGCGCAUUGCGGCGGUGUGUCGGCCGUGGCGUGGACGGUGGAUGGGACGCUGCUUUCGGGCGGGGCUGACUUUUGUCUGCGCCAGUGGAACCUUCCGACUUGA
Molecule: messenger RNA, 1782 nt
Organism: Trypanosoma conorhini
Lineage: Eukaryota; Euglenozoa; Kinetoplastea; Trypanosomatida; Trypanosomatidae
Product: WD40 repeat-containing protein
Exons: 1
Coding region: 1-1782 (593 amino acids)
Biological process (GO): positive regulation of actin filament depolymerization; actin filament depolymerization
Cellular component (GO): cortical actin cytoskeleton
Molecular function (GO): actin filament binding
Source: RefSeq, a predicted model, not a curated record